This is a messenger RNA of Homo sapiens (human), 1719 nucleotides long. It is a transcript of the gene NDP, whose product is annotated as norrin cystine knot growth factor NDP. The record is from RefSeq and is marked reviewed. Gene Ontology annotation, cellular component: extracellular region. NCBI's taxonomy places the organism in Eukaryota, Metazoa, Chordata, Mammalia, Primates, Hominidae. Gene Ontology annotation, biological process: positive regulation of transcription by RNA polymerase II; extracellular matrix-cell signaling; Wnt signaling pathway. Gene Ontology annotation, molecular function: frizzled binding; cytokine activity. The coding region runs from base 295 to 696 and encodes 133 amino acids. The transcript has 3 exons.
AGAAGAACAAAAGCAUUUGGAAGUAACAGGACCUCUUUCUAGCUCUCAGAAAAGUCUGAGAAGAAAGGAGCCCUGCGUUCCCCUAAGCUGUGCAGCAGAUACUGUGAUGAUGGAUUGCAAGUGCAAAGAGUAAGACAAAACUCCAGCACAUAAAGGACAAUGACAACCAGAAAGCUUCAGCCCGAUCCUGCCCUUUCCUUGAACGGGACUGGAUCCUAGGAGGUGAAGCCAUUUCCAAUUUUUUGUCCUCUGCCUCCCUCUGCUGUUCUUCUAGAGAAGUUUUUCCUUACAACAAUGAGAAAACAUGUACUAGCUGCAUCCUUUUCUAUGCUCUCCCUGCUGGUGAUAAUGGGAGAUACAGACAGUAAAACGGACAGCUCAUUCAUAAUGGACUCGGACCCUCGACGCUGCAUGAGGCACCACUAUGUGGAUUCUAUCAGUCACCCAUUGUACAAGUGUAGCUCAAAGAUGGUGCUCCUGGCCAGGUGCGAGGGGCACUGCAGCCAGGCGUCACGCUCCGAGCCUUUGGUGUCGUUCAGCACUGUCCUCAAGCAACCCUUCCGUUCCUCCUGUCACUGCUGCCGGCCCCAGACUUCCAAGCUGAAGGCACUGCGGCUGCGAUGCUCAGGGGGCAUGCGACUCACUGCCACCUACCGGUACAUCCUCUCCUGUCACUGCGAGGAAUGCAAUUCCUGAGGCCCGCUGCUGUGUGUGGCUUCUGGAUGGGACAACUGUAGAGGCAGUUCGACCAGCCAGGGAAAGACUGGCAAGAAAAGAGUUAAGGCAAAAAAGGAUGCAACAAUUCUCCCGGGACUCUGCAUAUUCUAGUAAUAAAGACUCUACAUGCUUGUUGACAGAGAGAGAUACUCUGGGAACUUCUUUGCAGUUCCCAUCUCCUUUCUCUGGUACAAUUUCUUUUGGUUCAUUUUCAGAUUCAGGCAUUUUCCCCCUUGGCUCUCAAUGCUGUUUGGGUUUCCAACAAUUCAGCAUUAGUGGGAAAAAGUGGGCCCUCAUACACAAGCGUGUCAGGCUGUCAGUGUUUGGUGCACGCUGGGGAAGAAUUUACUUUGGAAAGUAGAAAAGCCCAGCUUUUCCUGGGACAUCUUCUGUUAUUGUUGAUGUUUUUUUUUACCUUGUCAUUUUGGUCUAAGGUUGCCAUUGCUGCUAAAGGUUACCGAUUUCAAAGUCCAGAUACCAAGCAUGUGGAUAUGUUUAGCUACGUUUACUCACAGCCAGCGAACUGACAUUAAAAUAACUAACAAACAGAUUCUUUUAUGUGAUGCUGGAACUCUUGACAGCUAUAAUUAUUAUUCAGAAAUGACUUUUUGAAAGUAAAAGCAGCAUAAAGAAUUUGUCACAGGAAGGCUGUCUCAGAUAAAUUAUGGUAAAAUUUUGUAAGGGAGCAGACUUUUAAAGACUUGCACAAAUACGGAUCCUGCACUGACUCUGGAAAAGGCAUAUAUGUACUAGUGGCAUGGAGAAUGCACCAUACUCAUGCAUGCAAAUUAGACAACCAAGUAUGAAUCUAUUUGUGGGUGUGCUAUAGCUUUAGCCGUGUCACGGGCAUCAUUCUCUAAUAUCCACUUGUCCAUGUGAAACAUGUUGCCAAAAUGGUGGCCUGGCUUGUCUUCUGAACGUUUGGUUCAAAUGUGUUUUGGUCCUGGAGGCUCAAAUUUUGAGUUAUUCCCACGUUUUGAAAUAAAAAGAGUAUAUUCAAAA